AUGGAUUAUGACAUACCCAGGGGGAGAUCGCCGUCGCAAGGUCAUUCCAAUCACAUAAGUCCGCAGCCUUCUCCACACCGAUACCACAAUGCGACCUCUAAGCUUGGGCUAGACCCGGCCGUCAACAAUUCAACCUUCACCACUGGAAGAUUCGCACAAGCCGGCACCAACUCCUCACUCCAGUACACUUCACCUUAUCCAGAAUCCUCGGCGCAAUCCCAAACCCUCCCUCAGACCACUGGCGCAGAUAGCACCCUGUACGAGAACAAUCAUCUCAAUCAGGGCGUUUUCCAACACAAUCAGCCGCUCGGACUCCAAGACAGCCAGGCGUUUAGUAAUCCGUUCCUCCUGAACUGCAAAGAAUUCAUGUUUGCAAACGGGGGUAACAACAUGCAGGGAGAUUUUAGCCACACCAAUUUUGCCCUUGACCCCACCUACGAUCCAAACCAACCGAACAUCAAUCCUGCGAACCUCAGCAAGAUGCCCUCAUCACAUGCCUCAACACCCCCGAAUCUGCUAUCGCCAGAGAAUCUUCCUUCGCCCGGUCAGCCGGGAUCACCUGCGUCAACACAGGGCCAGUUCUACACCCCUCAGCAUUCUCGACAUCAAUCAUUAGAUCCUGCAAGUGCAGCGUAUCCUCAUGGCACAGGGCCAGCGGAAUGGCAAGGAAUGUCCUUUCAACAGCACCGCGAGCACAGGAGAGCCCCUUCGGACCAUUCAGAACUGUCUUCCAAUGCCCCGUCGCCAUUUCUGCCUCAGGCGGAAGUUGGGGAGUCGAUUGAGAACAACCACUCUCCCAUGAUGGGUGCACAGCACGAUGCGAUGAACGCCUUCGGAAUUGAGGACUUCAGCAUCAAUGAUCAGCAGCAAGCUCAGGUCAGCCCUGGUCACAGUCCUUACAUGUCACCUCGGCUGGUCCCACAGCACAGUCAUGGUUUGGGCAUGGGAUCAGACUUCGUGCAGCAGCAGGGAAUGCCAAAUCACAUGGUGGGCCCUGGGCCAGAGAUCUACACCACACAGCCAGACGAGUCCUUCGGAGGUAUGUCUCAAAUGCAUGCUCGACACGCCUCUGUCGUGUCAGAUAUGGGCCAAGCAGAUCAAUUUCCGGCACCAACCAUCAAUAUUGAACCGGCAGCUCCUGUUUCGCGCCAGGCAAGUUUUGAGCCGGAAACAAACCAGCUAGGCGACAAUCUCAGUCCACCGACCAGAGCCCGUGGCCGCAGCAAAUCUGAUCCUCACGUGGGAAGAUCGAGUUCGAGGCCCGCAUCAAGAUCUACCUCUCCUGCCGCCCGGCCACACUCGCCCUCACUCAGCACUCUUUCAGACAAUGCUUCUGUGCGUUCACUUUCCCCAGGUUUGGGGCCAGCAUCUCGAGAGUCUUCUCCGGGUCCGGUCUCAGGCCGUAUCGAGAAAAACCGUCGCCAGUCAACGUCUUCCAUACCCACUCGCGAUUACAUCCUUGAUCUGGCUGACCCAAGCCGACCGAAUGCCUCUCCCGCCGCCUCUUCCACUCGCGUCCAAAAACAUCCUGCGACAUUCCAAUGCACUCUUUGCCCCAAACGAUUUACUCGAGCUUACAAUCUCCGAUCGCACCUCCGUACCCACACCGAUGAGCGCCCAUUUGUGUGUACAGUGUGUGGCAAAGCCUUUGCUCGGCAGCACGACAGAAAACGGCACGAGGGAUUGCAUUCUGGCGAGAAGAAAUUUGUCUGCAAAGGUGGUCUAGGUUCUGGAGAGCAUUGGGGCUGUGGCCGUAAAUUCGCUCGAGCGGACGCUCUGGGCCGGCAUUUCCGAUCGGAGGCGGGUAGGAUGUGCAUCAAGCCAUUGCUUGAGGAAGAAGCCGCAGAAAGAGCUCGAAACAGAAUGUUGGAACAGCAAGCACAUUUUGCAGCAGGUUCUCUUCAGCCUGUGCAACAGCCGAUGAUGAUGAACGUGGACGCCUCAGGCGGCGGUGGCUUCGCUUUACCUGCUGCCCUCCUGGCUCAAUAUCCGGCCCUAAGCAACAUCGAUUGGGCCGCCCUUCCACAAGGUGACGAUACCGGCGACCUCAGCGAUGUCGGCAUGGGCAGGAACAGCUUUGAUGCCGGCAGCGGGGGGGAUUUUGGAUACGAUGACAGCGACAUCAAUGAAAGUUAUGUGGCGAACAACGGGUUGGCCUAUCCUGCUGGUAGUAGUGGUGGUGGUGGUGGUCAUGGUGGCUGGUGA
Molecule: messenger RNA, 2205 nt
Organism: Endocarpon pusillum Z07020
Lineage: Eukaryota; Fungi; Ascomycota; Eurotiomycetes; Verrucariales; Verrucariaceae
Exons: 2
Coding region: 1-2205 (734 amino acids)
Biological process (GO): regulation of transcription by RNA polymerase II
Cellular component (GO): PcG protein complex; transcription regulator complex
Molecular function (GO): DNA-binding transcription factor activity, RNA polymerase II-specific; RNA polymerase II cis-regulatory region sequence-specific DNA binding
Source: RefSeq, a predicted model, not a curated record